UGAGCCCCGCCCCCGGGCGGCGGCUGCGGGCGCGCCUGGUGCGGCUGGUGCACGCGCACCUCGCACAGCGAACGGAAAAUUUUGAUGUAAACGAGAUCGAGAACAUCGCAAACGUGGCGGCCGACCUGCUCGACGCGCCCACCGAGCCCCUCGCGACCGCCGAGCCCAUCGAGCCCACCGAGGCCCUCGCGACCGCCGAGCCCACCGAGCCCGCCGAAUCGGAUGUGGCGCGGCUCCUGCUCGUGCCCUGCGACGCGCCGCCGGACAACUCCCUGGAGUACUGCGCCUUGAAGGGCGACUGCAUCAUGGGCAACAUCAACUGCCCCUUCGACGAUGACAGCGCUCUCGUUAAGAAGUUGAUCGCGGAGUCGAGCGAGCGGCGCGUCGAGCGGCCGGAGGCGGGAGAGGUACGGCUGUGGGCGCGGCGAGCUGUGUUCCGCGCGCUUUGCCUGCGGGCGCUGAUGGCGCUGAGGGCGCGCGCCCACAGCUCGCGUGCGCUGCUGCAGGGCGCCUUGUGGCUGGAGCAGCUGCUGGCGGCGCUGCACGACCUCGCGCUGCUGGCUGCGCUCGAGGACCACUACGUGAUAUGGAGCGAGCACGAGGUGCUCACACAAAGUGAACAUCUGCUGGAGCGCCUCCUCCGUGACGUCAUCAACCAGAGCUCCAGUGAAGACACGCAGCUGCUCACCUCGGCGCUGGCGGACCGGGCGGCGCGCCGCGGCUACUACUGGGCGUAUGCCCGGCGGCGCUGCGACCUCGCGCUCACCCCGCCCCCGCAGCCCCACCCCCACCUCCACCUCCACCCCCACCUCCACCCCCACCUCGACCUCGACGACUUCACGCAGAUCAUCACCGGCGGGGGGUUCUUCCACACCUUGCAGGUUUUACGAUUAUCCUUCGUUUUUAUUUAUUUGGAUACACCAGGUAUAUUGAUGAAAUGAAAAUAAUAGAUGUACACAUCGAACUAGCGCAAACAUUCAACAAACUAUAUAUAAACGACAUUUGUGACAAUUAUUUUCGUUACGAUGAAUGCGUUACAGGCGAACUCGAGGCGCGCCCGGGAC
Messenger RNA from Papilio xuthus (Asian swallowtail), 1064 nucleotides. RefSeq lists its product as uncharacterized. The record is from RefSeq and is a predicted model, not a curated record. Lineage: Eukaryota; Metazoa; Arthropoda; Insecta; Lepidoptera; Papilionidae. The coding region runs from base 306 to 941 and encodes 211 amino acids. The transcript has 3 exons.